This is a messenger RNA of Hyla sarda, 6226 nucleotides long. It is a transcript of the gene MYO16, whose product is annotated as myosin XVI. Bases 582 to 6128 code for a protein of 1848 amino acids. Gene Ontology annotation, cellular component: myosin complex; nucleoplasm; perinuclear region of cytoplasm. The record is from RefSeq and is a predicted model, not a curated record. Gene Ontology annotation, molecular function: cytoskeletal motor activity; protein phosphatase binding; actin filament binding. The transcript has 35 exons. Gene Ontology annotation, biological process: phosphatidylinositol 3-kinase/protein kinase B signal transduction; neuron projection morphogenesis; negative regulation of G1/S transition of mitotic cell cycle. NCBI's taxonomy places the organism in Eukaryota, Metazoa, Chordata, Amphibia, Anura, Hylidae.
CCUUCUUUUGUUUGCUUGUGUGUGACAGCCAGAGAUCCACGGGAGCCUUUUCUCAUGGUGAUUAGAAACAGCCUAACAUAAGAUGAUCUUUCUUCUCUUCCACUCCUUCCUUCCAUCUUUUUUUUUUCUCGUUCCCUUCCUUCCGUAAACCUUUAAAAUAAAUAUUGGAGCAAGUUGGAAGGAGUGAGAUGCUCGGCUCCCACACACAUUUAAACAAAAGAGGUAGAGGAAGACUCCUGACCAGAAAAAGAUUGUCUGGGAGCCAAACCCCCUUCAGUGUGAAGUGCCUGCUCUGGAUGCUGCUGAUAGUACAAACUGCUCUUGGAUUUCCAAUAAGCGGCUGCAAUUAGAGGCUCAUCUUUGUGUGAUUGUAAAGGGUACUCGGUUCUGCUUCCGCCACGGAUUAAAGCAAGUCCUGCAGGAUCAUGGCCCUUUGAAGAGCUUUGUGGUAUAGGAACGUAAUUGAUUGGUGCUGGGGAGAGAUUGCACAAUACCGCUUUUUUUAUUCUUCUUAUCAGUGGAUCACUGCACGGUACAAAGUAGGCUGUUUCCAGCUAUGUAAUGUUUUUCGAUCACAUGACAUGGAAAUUGACCAAUGCUUGCUGGAGUCUCUUCCUUUGGGUCAGCGCCAGCGUUUGGUGAGACGUAUGCGCUGUGAACAGAUUAAGGCCUAUUAUGAGCGUGAAAAGGCUUUACAAAAACAAGAGGCCUAUAGAAGAAAAAGCAAACAGAGAAAAAAUUAUAAGGUUAAUUUUCAGCUUUCUGACAAAAUACAAGAUGCAAUAAUCCACCAUGAUGACAAAGAAGUUUUGCAGCUAUUAAAGGAUGGAGCCAAUCCACAAACGCAUAUCACUUCAGGGGGAUGCCUGCUUCAUCUGUGUGCACGGUAUGAUAAUGCAUUCGCAGCUGAAAUCCUCAUUGACCGUGGGGUUAAUGUAAAUCACCAAGAUGAAGAAUUCUGGACUCCUAUGCAUGUUGCUUGUGCAUGUGACAACCCUGAUAUUGUCCUCCUACUUCUAUUUUCUGGUGCAAAUGUUGUCUUGCAAGAUGUGAAUGGCAAUAUUCCUCUAGACUAUGCUAGUGAAGGAACAGAAUCCAACUCAAUUCUUUUAACUUAUUUAGAAGAAAAUGGUGUUGACCUAACCUCCCUGCAACAGAUAAGGACUCAGAGAGCAACAUUGAUGUUAUCUGAUGUGAAGCAGCUGCUAGCGGCCGGCGGAAGUGUUAAUGAGAAAAAUGAUGAUGGGGUUACACUUCUUCACAUUGCCUCAGCCUGUGGCUUUAAGGAAGUGACUCGACAGUUACUAGACCACAAUGCGGACCCAGAUGCUACAGAUAACCUGUACUGGACUCCACUUCAUUUAGCGGCAAAAUAUGGACAGACAAAUAUUGUGAAACUCCUCCUUGUACAUCAAGCAAAUCCUAAUAUUCUUAACUGUAAUGGAGAUAAACCUUCAGAUAUAGCUGCCACAGAAUUCAUGCAAGACAUGCUGCUGAAAGUGGAAGACCUCUCAGAAGAGAAAAAUAAAAAUCCCUCCUCUAUCCCGGUGUUCCAGAAUGAACAGUAUGAAGAAAUCUUACAUGAUCUUCCUCUGGCUGCCAGUAAGCUGCGUCCGCUGGCUUUACCAAUUUCUAAGCAAGACAGUUUGCUGGAGAAAGACACAAUGUUCAGAGAUUCAGGAAAGAUGUUAAGCAAGCAUUAUUCACAAGACAAUGCCUCGGAAAGAAACAUAGUAAAUAGCUCUACGAAACUGGAACAGAUCAAGUUAAUGCCUGCUGCCCCAAACGAUGACUUGGCAACUCUCAGCGAGCUCACAGACAGCAGCCUGUUGUAUGAGAUUCAGAAGCGGUACAACAAUAACCAGAUAUAUACAUACAUUGGGAAUAUUUUGCUGCUAGUUAAUCCAUACAAAGAUCUCCCAAUCUACUCAUCACUGGUUACUCAGUUGUACCGUAAUUUCUCUGGACGCCUGUGCUCCUCACUCCCUCCCCACAUCUUUGCUUGUUCAGAGAGAGCUUACCACAUGGUUUUCCAAGAGAGAAGACCUCAGUGCUUUAUCUUAAGUGGUGAAAGUGGUUCUGGCAAAACAGAAGCCUGCAAACAUAUAGUUAAACACCUGACCCUCCGGUGUGGUGCCAGGAAAAACUCUCUGCAUUCAAAGAUUAAACAUGUAAAUACUGUUCUAGAAGCCUUUGGUCACGCAAGAACGACACUUAAUAACUCAUCUAGUCGCUUUAUUAAAUUCCUUGAAUUACACUAUUGUGAAAAGACUUCAACUAUAUUAGGAGCCAGACUGUACACUUAUAUGCUGGAAAAGAGUCGUCUCAUCAGUCAAGCCUCAGGCCAAAGCAACUUUCUUAUCUUUUACCUUAUGAUGGAUGGUUUAUCUGCUGAAGAGAAAUAUAACUUAUACCUCAGAAGCACAAUGGCACACAGAUAUCUUAACCAGACAACACCAGCAGAGUUAUUAAGCACACAAAACAGAGAGAAAUUAGCAAACCUCAAACAAGCACUGAAUGCUCUGGGAUUUAACAGUCUUGAAACUGAAAACCUUUUCAUGAUCCUCUCAGCAAUUCUGCACAUUGGGGAUAUUCGGUUUACAGCCCUGACUGAUGCUGAAACAGCUUUUGUGUCUGACCUGCAGCUUGUAGAACAAGUGGCUGGAAUGCUGCAGAUAUUACCGGAUGAGCUGUCUACUGCCUUAACAACGGAUGUGCAAUAUUUUAAAGGAGAUAUGAUAACUCGUAGACAUUCUAUGGAGACAGCAGAAUUCUACCGAGACCUGCUUGCAAAAUCCCUGUAUUGCCGUCUGUUUAGUUAUUUAGUAAACACUGCCAAUUUCUACCUCCAGAAUCAAAGUGAUCAGAACAGCUACCCUCACCUCACUAUUGGAAUUUUGGAUAUGUUUGGCUUUGAGGACUUUCAGAGAAAUUCAUAUGAACAGCUAUGCAUUAAUCUGACCAAUGAAAAAAUCCACCAGUAUAUCAAUGAAGUGCUAUUUCUACAAGAACAAACUGAAUGUGAACAAGAGGGAGUUUCCAUGGAAACCAUGUAUUGUCCUGGAAACCAUACAACAGUGCUGGAUUUUUUCUUCCAGAAGCCUUCAGGUUUUCUGUCUAUUCUAGAUGAAGAAAGUCAGUCCAUUCAUCCUAUGGAACAAAGCCUUUCCAAACGUCUUCAGUCACUCCUGGAGACAUCAAAUUCAAAUACAGUGUAUACAUCAGCAAAAGAUGGAAAUGGCAAUGUCACAUCCAAGGAACAAGGCCCUGUCUUCACAAUUAUGCAUUAUGCUGGAAGGGUAACAUAUGACAUUUCUGGAGCAAUUGAGAAAAAUAAAGAUGUAUUGUCUCAGAAUCUUCUCUUUGCCUUGAAAACAAGUGAAAAUGUGGUAAUCAAUCAGAUGUUCCAGUCUAAGCUGACACAGACCGGAUCACUUGUACCACCAUAUCCGCCACUUAAACUUAGAGGACCCAAAGCAGCCUUACUUAUUAAAAAAACAUCAACCACUUCACAUGGUGAGACCAAAAGAAUCUUGGAACUCAGUAAGUUAAUAAAAAAGAAAGGGUCAUAUUCAUUUCUCCAGAAGCUGGAAAGAGGAGGUCCAACCACUGUGACUAUACAACUCAGGAAAACUCUCACAGAGCUGACUGGAAAGCUACAAGCCAGCACACUACAUUAUAUGCACUGUAUCAAGCCUAACAACUCUAAGCUAGCUGAAACCUUUGAUAAUUUUUAUGUGUCUGCUCAACUGCAAUAUAUUGGUGUCUUGGAGAUGGUGAAAAUAAUACGACAUGGAUACCCCAUACGUCUGGCAUUCCCUGACUUCUUGUCGAGGUAUAAGCACCUAGCAGAAAUCUUAACAAGACAGAAACAUAAAGCAUCUCCUGAAGAAAAGUGCCGACAUGUUCUAGAGCAAUGCAAGCAGCAAGGAUGGCAGAUCGGCGCCCGAAAGGUUUUCCUGAAAUACCGUCAAGCUGAUCAACUGAAUGACAUGUGUGCCCAGCUACAAAGGAAAAUUAUACUUUGCCAGAAAGUUGUUAGGAGGUUUUUAGCCCGUCAACAUCUACGUCAGAAGAUAAGCAUUAAACAAAGUGAGGACGCUUGUAUUCAAGAUUUUCUGCUCACAGUGGAGAAUCUCGGACAGAAUGCCUACCACUCUCUGGUCAUUCAGAAUGCAUCUGAUAUUGCCCGCGACAAAGACAGACUUCACUUUGAUAAAGAUGUAAAUAAUGAGAAAAAAGGAUCAACUAGUGAUAAGAAUGAAACUCUUACUAGAACCGAUGAAAUGAAUGGUAAGGUUUUGGAAAGCCGUCUCGUAGGAUACCGUUCCACACCCAAUCUUUUUCAUUCCUGUUCUGUUACGACUCCGUUUACUACAGGAAGCUUGUCUCGCUCAGCCUCAGGAGCAUCCGCAAGGUCCCUUUCGUUACAUACAGUAUUAAGCUUCGAUGAAGGUGGCAAUCUACAGUCACCUCGGAAACAACCUCCCCCAAAACCAAAGAGAAACCCCACUACAAGACUAAGUGCUUCAUAUGAAGCUGUUAGUGCCUGUCUUAUAGCAGCUACUAAGGAAAUUGAUAAUGAUGGUUUGUCUCGGCCAAGACCACAUAGUGAUGAUUAUAGCACAAUGAAAAAAAUUCCUCCACCAAAACCAAAGAGGAGUCCUAAUACAAAACUAAGUGGCUCUUAUGAGGAGAUAUGUGUUCACAGAUUAGAAGGAAAACCAUUAAGUAUGUUAAUAAAAAAAAGUCAUCGUGACUUUGGGACCAUGCAGAGGGCAGCUUCUGCAGACGGACCUCACCAAGGUAAUCUAACUUUGUAUAUGUCACGGGAAGAAGAUGAAAAUGAACCAGUGUACAUUGAGAUGGUUGGAAAUGCUAAGAAGAAUUGUUCUAUUGAGGCCAACAGUCCUGAACAAGGAGAAGCGGUCUAUGAAGAGAUGAAAUAUUUCCAUCCUGAUCAGAUUAAUAGCAAUACCGUAACAACAGGGAGUUCCCAAUUAUUUUUACAGAACAUAAACCUGGCUUCAGUUAUAAGUCACCAUGUCAGUAAAAAAGAGGAUGUACAGUCCAAGGAUCCAUGUGACAUACCAGCUCCAUUUCCAAACCUCCUUCCUCAUAGACCUCCUCUUUUGGUAUUUCCCCCUGCUCCAGUAACUUGCUCUCCUGCUUCUGAUGAGUCACCAUUGACACCACUUGAAGUUAUAAAACUCCCAGUUCUUGAAACAAAUAUUAACUAUGUUAUACAGGCUGAAUGUUCCAGUCCUAUAUCACCUCAGUGUUCAAAACACCAAAAAGGAGAAAAUGAAAGACCAUCUUCACCAGCGUUUACUGUGUUUAGUGUGUCAAGUAGGAUGUCUCCACCUUCUACUCCCCCUGUACAUCCAUCUUCUGCUUCUUACCAGUCCUCAACACACUUUGCUUUUCCAACAGAAACUCCAUAUGCUUUGUUAGUCAACACAGCUAAAAAGACAAUAAAUUCAGAGACAUUAAAAUCUUUGUCUAGAUCAAGCCCUGUUUUAUCAGAUGGUUCAAGUAGCACAAUGCCUAAACUUCCCUUUUCUUCUCCGGUGAAAAUUGCAAGGACAAUACAGACUAAAUCUCCUUCUUCAUUCCCAACCAGUGUUACUAAUGCAAGUCAAGUUACUAGCCCACUCGAUGAGUUAACUACACUCUUUAAUUCAGGAAGGAGUCUACUGAGAAAAUCGGCAGCUGGACAGAAGAUUCGGGAACUUGAAGGUGUUGAAAUAAAUCUGAACACAAGCAGUGUAGAAGAUGCUAGACAGUCAGAAACUCAAGAUACCAAUGCAAAUAAUCCAGAUAACCAGCCAUCAAGCACUUUAUCUACGUGUUUACCAUGUGACAAUGGGAACUCGAUAACCAGUGGUCUGUCUGGAGAAGAUAUGAAUUGCAAAUAUCGAAGUAAUGCAGCAAACUGUUCCAUAGCAAGAAACAAGGAACAAUCUAGCAGCCAGGUAAUUCAUCAGCUUAGAAUGUCUGAAAAUGAGAGUGCUGCAUUACAAGAGCUAAUGGACUGGAGAAGAAAGCUUUGUGAAGAGGGAGAGUCCUGGCAGAAAGACUUAGCACAGACUGAAAAGAGGAAUACUGCUCCCACUCAGUCAUCCUAAGUGAAGGUGCACACUGGAGAACUUCCAGUAAAAGCUGUCACCUUAUAUAGAAAAAUAACUUUUUUGCUGUCAGGUUUCUGAUUGAAAAAAUAAAAUAA